Paramecium sonneborni is the source of this 594-nucleotide messenger RNA. The record is from the annotation of a GenBank genome assembly. Lineage: Eukaryota; Ciliophora; Oligohymenophorea; Peniculida; Parameciidae.
AUGAAUAAAAACAUAGAGUUUUAAAUAGAAAGAAGAGAGAUUUAAAUAUAUUAAUAUUUAUAUAUAAAUUAAUAUAAACCAAAGAUAUUGUCCCAAUAAUAAAUAAAAGUUGCAAAGACUUCUCCACAUUUUUCAACAUAAGCAUAUAUAUUUGAAACUUUAUCUAUUACUUUAUAUUCAUAUGAACAUGAUCCUUCACAUUUAAAGUUUAUAUAAUUUAAAAAUUUACCUUUACAUAAAUCAAAACAAUCACUAUCUUAUAUUAAAGAAGAAUAGGAUGACCAUAAUAACCUCCCCUUUAUAAGAAUAAAAACAUCAAAGUAAAUCAGUUUAAUGUAAAAAGUUUAAUAUUAUUUAUUAACUUUAAAUACUCUACAUUUUUACUUAAAACAUUAAUUUAAAGAAUAUCCAUUAAUAUUUCAUUACUUGAGAUUAAAUCUCCUGUGUCACAAUUUUCUUUAUUCAAGUAAUAUUUUUAAGUAUUUAGCAUAACAUGAUUCAACGCGCAUACCUUAAUCAUAGGAUAGACAUAUAGACACUUUGUACAAAUUUUAUCGGUGGUACAUUAUUCACAAACUUUUGGGCAAUCUUUGA